This is a messenger RNA of Naegleria gruberi, 1672 nucleotides long. RefSeq names its product copine-8. The record is from RefSeq and is a predicted model, not a curated record. Gene Ontology annotation, biological process: cellular response to calcium ion. Bases 1 to 1641 code for a protein of 546 amino acids. Gene Ontology annotation, molecular function: calcium-dependent phospholipid binding. Gene Ontology annotation, cellular component: plasma membrane. Lineage: Eukaryota; Heterolobosea; Eutetramitea; Acrasida; Naegleriidae. The transcript has a single exon.
AUGGUUGGUGAAAUGUAUUGCACAUUGGCUGAAAUUGUCGGAUCCAAAGGAGGUCGAUUGAUGAAGCCAAUUCUCCUUCCUCAAAAUCCUCACGUAAAGAGAGGAUACAUUGCUGUCCGUGCUGAGGAAGUCAAGAAUGCAAACCAAAUGCUCUAUUUGAAAUGUUCUGCCAAGAAUCUUGAUUCAAAGAAUUACUUUUUUGGUAAAUCUGAUCCCUUCCUGAUUAUUUCUAGAGGUGAUGUUAGUUCCGAGCAAUUUUCACCUGUUUAUAAGAGUGAAUAUUUCACCAAGACUUUGAACUGUAGUUGGAAACCAUUUGAAUUGACUGUUCAAAGAUUGUGUAAUGGUGAUUAUAAUAGACCUAUUAGAUUGGAGGUUUAUGAUUGGAAUAGAUCUGGAAACCAUGAAUUAAUUGGUUUCCACCAGACAACAUUGGACGAAUUAGUAAAGUCAGGUUCUCAAAAGAGUUACAUUUUGGUGAAUCCUGAAUUGAAAAAGAAGAAAAAAUCAUACAUUGGAAGUGGAAAUAUUACGAUUGAAAGUAUCAAAGUGGAACAAAUGCAUACUUUCUUGGAAUAUAUUAGAGGAGGAUCAGAAGUUUCGCUCAUUUGUGCUAUUGAUUUUACUGCUUCAAAUGGUGACCCAAUGCAACCUACUUCUCUCCAUUACCGUCAACCAAACUUUAUGAAUGAUUACCAACGUGCCAUUGUCACAGUUGGUGAUAUUUUGAGUUAUUAUGAUACUGAUAAGAAGUUUCCGGUUUAUUCGUUUGGGGCCAAGAUUCCACCUCGUUAUGAUGUUUCUCAUUGCUUUCCAGCCAAUUUAAAUUGGCAAAAUCCUGAAGUGUCAGGUGUUCAAGGAAUUCUUGAUGCCUAUAACUAUGCCCUGUCACAAUGUCAACUCUAUGGUCCUACUAACUUUUCUCAAGUUAUCAAUACUGCCGCUGGAUUUGCCAGAACCUAUGCAGAAACUACUUAUUAUAUUCUAUUAAUCUUGACUGAUGGUGAAAUUACUGACAUGAAUCAAACCAUUGAUGCCGUUGUCAAUGCAUCCACAUUACCACUCUCUAUUAUCAUUGUUGGUGUUGGAAAUGCUGACUUUACCAACAUGAAUAUAUUGGAUGCUGACGAAACACCACUCGUCUCUAGCACUGGAGUAAGAAUGUCAAGAGACAUUGUUCAAUUUGUUCCAUUCAACAAUUACAAGAAUAGUCAUCCAAGUGUGUUGGCUCAAGAAGUUUUGAAAGAAAUUCCAACUCAAUUCCUUUCCUAUAUGAAAGCUCACAGAAUUGAGCCAAAAAUUCCAAUUCAAGUUGAUUCAUUCUAUGGUGGUGCUUCAAUGGCAAAACUGAAUGUAGAUCAACCAACAAGUUCACUAAGAUUCAACAAUGGUAAUACUGAUUUCCAUAGUAAUAAUACCAAUGCUUCUUCCUCAUCAACAAGUACUAGUCAACCUCAAGUUUAUCCUAAUGUACCUUCCUAUCCUCAACAACCACCACAACAACAACCAAAUCAACAACCACAACAACAAUAUCCACAAAACACUGCUUUAUACAAUCAACCAAAUCAACAACCUCCACCACAAUACAACCAAUCACAACCUCAAUAUGAUUUGAAUGGAUUACCACAUUACAGAAUAUGAUAAGAAUGUAAAAUAAAUUAGUAUUGACUCU